ACUGCAGCAGUGAGUGGAUUUGUUGUCUUCCUUCUCUCUGUGUCAGAGGAGAGGCAUCUUUAAAGACGACGUCCGUCUUCAUUAGAGAUGAGAGGAGCAGCUAUGAGUUUAACUGCAGCAGCGAGUGGAUUUGUUGUCUUCCUUCUCUCUGUGUCAGUGAUACAGGGUCAGGAUGGCUUGAGAGUGACUUACACCUCUACUCAGAUCUGUGCUGUUAAAGGAUCAACAGUGAACAUACCCUGCAGCUACACAUACCCAUCAGCUGUAGGUGGAGUUGAUACUACAGUUGAGCAGAGAUUCUGGUUAAAUCAACAGUUUGUGGAUCUAACAACAGACUCAGAGUAUUCAGGUCGUGUGCAGUAUCACUCUGAAAACAAGGACUGUACUCUGAGAAUCUCAGACCUGAGAGAGAGAGACUCAGCUGUGUACAAGUUCAGGUUCACAACAAACCAAGGUGGGAACUAUGUUGGUUAUCCUGGAGUCACUCUGUCUGUCACAGGUCUGAAGGUGCAGGUGAGCAGAUUAGAGGUCUACGAGUCUUAUAACCAGGCAGAUCUGAAGUGUCAGAGCAGUUGUCCUCUACCUGGUCAUCCUUCCUACAUCUGGUACAAGAAUGGACAGAACAUUCAGGGACAAACAUCUAAUUAUUAUUCAGCCUCCUUUGAUCCUGCAGACAGCUUUUCCUGUGCUGUAAGAGGACAUGAGGACUUCCCCUCUCCUUCAGUGUAUGCUCAAAAGCUUUCCUCUGGGUCAGUGAGUCCCUCUGCUGAGAUAGUGGAGGGCAGUUCAGUGACUCUGACCUGUAGCAGUGAUGCUAACCCAGCAGCUAACUACACCUGGUACAAGGAGAAGCCAGUCUAUAAAUAUCUCAGUGAAGGAUCACAGCUCGACUUCAGCUCCAUCCAGUCCUCUGACUCUGGACAGUAUUACUGUAAAGUUAAGAACGAACUAGGGAAAUACAUCAAUAUAAAUGUGAAAUAUGGUCCAAAGCUUCCCUCUGUGUCAGUGAGUCCCUCUGCUGAGAUAGUGGAGGGCAGUUCAGUGAAUCUGACCUGUAGCAGUGAUGCUAACCCAGCAGCUAACUACACCUGGUACAAGGAGAAUGAAGACUCACCAAAAGCAUCAGGACAGAUCUUCACCAUCACUGAUGUUAGACCUGAACACAGUGGGAAUUAUUACUGUGAAGCCCAGAACAGAAGAGGAAGUCAGAACUCCACCUUUACAUCUGAUUGUUAUAGCAGGGAAUUCAACAAUGAUAAUGAAUAUCAUCAGGCUGACUGUGGUGGUCCUGAUGCUGAUUCCUCUGCUGCUCCUGAGUCUGUGGGCGAGGAAGAAGAAAAAUCUGAGCUCCACCACUGGACCACAUGAACAUGUAGAGAUAGAGUUAGACUCUUGUCCUGCGUAUGAGAACAUCUCAGACACUGCAGCACAGACAGAAGACCCAGAGGAGCAGGAAGACCUGGUGUGAAGUCCAGUCAGAUGCAGCUGAACCAGAGACUGGACUCACCUGAUGGAAACAAAGUAGUACGACAUUGAAAUAUCCCUGAGGAGAGCGAGGCUGUGGAGGGUGCGGGGGAAGUGGAUACAUUUACCUUCAACUCCAGAAGAUUUUAUUGUCAGUUUUGAGUAGCAGCAGCAGGUAGGAGUCAGCAGCAGCAUGUAGCACAACGUUUAGAAGAAUGUGGUGUUGGCAGCUUGAACUGAAUCAUGUCGAGGUGUCAAACAUGAUUUAUUGUUCAGAUCAGCUGAUGCUCAGGUGUUCUGUGACUUACUGAUGUAUAUGCAAGCUUAUUUUCUACUGCAGAGUUAGUUUUAGGCCAUGUUAUGCUUAAGGCUAGGAAGGAUGCACUUCAUUUAGUGAUGAAAAUAAUUUGA
Molecule: messenger RNA, 1875 nt
Organism: Perca flavescens (yellow perch)
Lineage: Eukaryota; Metazoa; Chordata; Actinopteri; Perciformes; Percidae
Product: B-cell receptor CD22-like
Exons: 11
Coding region: 88-1368 (426 amino acids)
Source: RefSeq, a predicted model, not a curated record